Messenger RNA from Humulus lupulus (European hop), 834 nucleotides. Its product is annotated as dirigent protein-like. The record is from RefSeq and is a predicted model, not a curated record. The transcript has a single exon. Bases 52 to 621 code for a protein of 189 amino acids. NCBI's taxonomy places the organism in Eukaryota, Viridiplantae, Streptophyta, Magnoliopsida, Rosales, Cannabaceae.
AUUUCAUUGCACCACAAUUAAUCCAUUGAAUUAAGCUAGGGUUAAGAAAAAAUGCAACAUACUAAAACUCUUUCCUUCCUCUUUUUCUUCCUACUUAUUAUAGAAUUAUCAGCUUCUUCAUCAUCAUCAUCUUAUUUCAAAUCCCGCCGUAGCCCUUGUAAAAGGCUAGUAUUCUACUUCCACGACAUUGUGGACAAUGGUGAAAACUCGAAAAACGCGACCGCGGCCAUCAUUGGCUCGCCGAGCUGGGGCAACAAGACGAAGCUGGCGGGGCUGAACCAUUUUGGAGACUUGGUGGUGUUUGACGACCCCAUUACCUUAGACAACAAUCUUCACUCAACCCCGGUGGGACGAGCACAAGGGUUUUACUUGUACGACAAGAAAGAGGUGUUCACGGCUUGGCUAGGGUUCUCUUUUGUGUUCAACUCGACUGAACACAAAGGGAGCUUGAGCUUUGCUGGGGCUGAUCCAUUGAUGAACAAGACUAGGGAUAUUGCGGUGAUUGGUGGGACUGGUGAGUUUUUCAUGGCCAGAGGAGUUGCCACUUUGAUGACUGAUGCGUUUGAGGGUGAAGUUUAUUUUCGGCUUCGUGUUGAUAUCAAGCUAUACGAGUGUUGGUAAUGGUAAUGAUAAUUAAUAUGAGUCUUUACUUGAUGAAGAACAAAGUAGAGAACAUAUAUUCCUAUAAAUAUAUAAAAAUGUGUAUUUAUAGGACUGAUGGUUUGAUGAUUCCAUUUAUAUUUGUGUGUUUUUGUUAUAAUUUGGUUACGAUGACCCUAUGUGUAAUGAAAAUUUAACAGCGUUUUGUCAUAACUUUUAUUUCUAAUUAUCUUA